AUGGAAGCGAUGCUCUCGCCUCUGCGUUCUAGCACGUGGCUAGCCAACAAGGAAAACCAACAACUAUACCCCAUCUUGAGGAACUUUCACCAUGCUAUGUCAAGCAUCGAGCGAGACAAGAUCUACGCGCUCCUCGGCCUCUGUGGGCCCUCCAAUACCAAACAGCUCGUAACCGAUUAUACAAUACACGAAUCCGAGGUUGUGCGAAAUACAACCGCAUAUAUCUGCGGUUGUGACGUGCAAUGCUUGCCUCUAACUCCAUCUGAUACUAUCAAGUCGUUUCUGGACAACUUGGCAACAUUGCACUCGAGGACAUUCAGUCUACUUCUCAGAUCAACAGACGUACGUGCGAUGCAGGGCGUAAUGUUCAUACUUCGCGAAAGGCAUCAGUAUUUUAACUUCACCACUACAAUGAUGGAGGAUGCCGCACGAAACGAAGUCUAUGGAGCAGCAAUGAUCCAGUCAUUAUUAGAACGAGGUCCUCAGGAUGGACUGCCGGAACGGGUAGUGUUAGGUGCCGUGCAGAAUCGACAACAAGGUGCAGCAAUCAUGGAGGUCCUCAGCAAGACCAGGGAGGGGCAGUUCGAGCUUUCCGAACAGUUGGCCGCCAGUAUCCUCCAGAACGAGACUCAACGUUACGCCAUUACAAGGCUGCUUGCUGAACGCGACCAGCAGUCUAUGUCCACCCACGAGGCCAAGAUCUUUCAAAGACUAUUACGGUCAAGCCAGCCUUGGGAGAUGUUGUUCUCUCUUUUCAGUAGAUGGGGUACCGAGCUAGGAAUGUCGAAAGAAGUCAUCGCUACUGCUGUCAACAGUUACCCCGACAACGGGCCUGCAAUGCUGCAAGCCUUUCUACAGACGGGUAGCUGGGAAGCUAUUAGGGACGCACUUUUGUUCGCCGCCGUACAGCACUCCACAAAUUCGUGCAGUGUCAUGAUGUCAAUACUCAAGCAUCGUCAUCGUCGCGAUCAGGACCCAUGCUCGGACACAAUGCUGGCAUAUUUGCUGAAGCACCAUCAUGAGGAAUCGAUGUAUCUUGACAUUUUCGUACAUGGUGCGGCCGCCGGAGCGAUGGCGAAGAUCAUCAACGAGAGCGAGUCGCCAGGACUCUGGGGGUUCCUUCGCCCACCUCCAAGCCUCGUGCAAGAGGUCGAACCGCAACGUCCCAAAUCAUCAACCGACCCUGGGCAACCAUCGCUAUGGUGGGCGAUUCGCCACGGAGAAGUGCUCCUCGUUGAAGCCUUGGUGCGCAAAGGAGCCAGCCUAGCAAUUCAGCAUCCAGAAUACGGCACGCCCCUUACUCACGCGGCGUUGUACGCCUGUGAAAAAUGGUCAGCCGGCUCUUACUUGAGGAACAACACACGCAGGCUGCUGCAGCUGUGUCAUCGCGAGUAA
Microdochium trichocladiopsis is the source of this 1395-nucleotide messenger RNA. RefSeq lists its product as uncharacterized. Bases 1 to 1395 code for a protein of 464 amino acids. The transcript has a single exon. The record is from RefSeq and is a predicted model, not a curated record. NCBI's taxonomy places the organism in Eukaryota, Fungi, Ascomycota, Sordariomycetes, Xylariales, Microdochiaceae.